Molecule: messenger RNA, 1080 nt
Organism: Phalaenopsis equestris
Lineage: Eukaryota; Viridiplantae; Streptophyta; Magnoliopsida; Asparagales; Orchidaceae
Product: serine/arginine-rich SC35-like splicing factor SCL33
Exons: 6
Coding region: 117-845 (242 amino acids)
Biological process (GO): mRNA splicing, via spliceosome
Cellular component (GO): cytoplasm; nuclear speck
Molecular function (GO): RNA binding
Source: RefSeq, a predicted model, not a curated record
CUCGCCAGAAGGGAGAAGCUUCGAGAAGAGGACGGAGGGAUUUAGCGAGCGGCAACUCGCCGUUAGGGUUUGCACCGAAGUUUCGACUUAGCUGUUGUGGUUGAUUUAUUGGCAGAAUGAGGGGUAGAGGAUACAGCUAUAGUCCUUCUCCGCCAAGGGGUUAUCGUGGAAGAGCUCGAAGCCCAAGUCCAAGGGGAAGGUAUGGUGGACGUAGCAGAGACCUACCUACAAGUCUUCUUGUAAGAAACCUUCGCCAUGAUUGCAGGCCUGAGGAUCUUCGUAAGCCUUUUGGGCAGUUUGGUCCUCUCAAGGACAUUUAUCUUCCUCGUGAUUACUACUCGGGAGAACCUCGCGGAUUUGGCUUUGUUCAAUACGUCGACCCUGCUGAUGCGGCAGAAGCCAAAUAUCAAAUGGAUGGUCAGAUUCUUCUUGGUCGUGAGUUAACCGUUGUAUAUGCAGAGGAGAAUAGGAAGAAGCCCUCUGAUAUGAGGGCAAGAGAGAGAGUCAGCAGACCUUACGGUUCUCGGAGGUCACCUCCACGCUAUUCUCGUUCAAGGUCUCCACCAGCUCGCCAUCCCUCGAGAUAUUCUCGUUCCCCUCGUCGUCCGAAAUCUCGCUCCCGCAGUCCCGUUUACCAUUAUUCCCGAUCACCAUCUCCAAAGCAUGGUCGACGGUCCAGAUCUGCUUCUCCUGAAGAUCCCCGAGCUCAAAGGGAAAGAUCUUUCUCCCAAUCUCCUUAUGCUGCGGGGUCGAGGAGCAGGAGCCCCAUUCAGGAGGAAGAUGAUGAUGCUGAAUAUGCAAGGAGGAGCUCUCACAGGGAAAGAUCCCGUUCUUAUAGCCAGUGAACAGAGAAGCUGUGGCUUUAUUGCCGAGUUAUUUUGUCUCAUCAUCUUUUUUAUUCAGACUAGUGUUUUGGGAUCUAACAUACAUGCAAUUGUAAUGAAUAUGUUGCAAUAUACACUGCCCGCCUUCUUCAAAUGAUUGCAAACAUGAAUAAGUCUAGUUAUGUCUUCACAUUUUGAUGUUGGUUAGCUUUUAUGUGUUAAAUGAACUCCUAGGCUUGCUGCUGCUUUCUUUUCU